Molecule: messenger RNA, 3804 nt
Organism: Dicentrarchus labrax (European seabass)
Lineage: Eukaryota; Metazoa; Chordata; Actinopteri; Moronidae
Gene: ikzf5
Product: IKAROS family zinc finger 5
Exons: 4
Coding region: 558-1820 (420 amino acids)
Biological process (GO): regulation of transcription by RNA polymerase II
Cellular component (GO): nucleus
Molecular function (GO): RNA polymerase II cis-regulatory region sequence-specific DNA binding; DNA-binding transcription activator activity, RNA polymerase II-specific
Source: RefSeq, a predicted model, not a curated record
GGCGGGACGGAUUUCACCGGCGCACACGCAGUGAACUUUCACCCCUUACACUGGGUUUUUUAUUGUUUUGAUUUAGCAGGUUGUCUUUUCAAGUGUCUCCACUGAAAGACGGAUUUAAAACUAGUAGUGCUGUAGAGGACUUAGUCAAACGCGUACAGAGGAUGUAAAUAAAGACCAGUGUCGAACAGUUAUUGGCGUUUCUGUUGACAAAGAUGUUUUCUCCAAGAUAAGCUAACGUUAGCUGUCUGGCUAUCGUAACUUAGCGUACGUAGCUUUGGCAACAACAUGACGAUGAUGAUGAUGAUGAGGAUGAGGAUGAGGAUGAGGAGGAGCGGUGUGUAGGAGCGACCGACCAGACAUCGGAUCGCGCCGAUUUCCUGCUUGUCAAUCACAGAUCUCCGGGAUUAUAUUGUCUUUGUGUCUGGAUAGCCACAACACGGCUUUAAAACCGACCAAACAAACAAACAAACAAACAAACAAAACUGGUUACAUUAAACCAACAAGUUAUCUUCGAGGAGUAAUUGUGGUCGGUUGGACGUUUGCAUCACUUUCUUUCAAUGGGGGAAGAAAAGCCGGACACGCUUGACUUUGUGAAGGAUUUCCAGGAGUAUCUGAGUCAGCAGACUCAACAUGUCAACAUGAUAUCAGGCUCUGUCAGCGGCGUCAAGGAGGCUGACGAGCUGCCACCAGACUGCAGUCAGAAUGGACUGGAUCACCCGUCAGUGGACAUGUCACUGGAGGACAGCUCAGGGAUCCUGGUAGAUGGUUUCGAGAGGACCUAUGACGGGAAGCUCAAGUGCCGCUACUGCAACUAUGCCACCAGAGGCACAGCAAGACUCAUUGAGCACAUCCGAAUUCACACAGGAGAGAAACCUCACCGCUGCCACCUCUGCCCGUUUGCCUCAGCCUACGAGCGCCACCUGGAGGCCCACAUGCGGUCGCACACAGGUGAGAAGCCUUAUAAGUGUGAGCUGUGUUCAUUCCGCUGCAGUGAUCGUAGCAACUUGUCGCACCAUCGCCGCCGACGCCACAAGCUCCUGCCAAUGAAAGGUGCUCGCUCACUCUCCCAUAAGAAGAUGCUGAGUGUUUUACAGAAGAAGGCCAGCUCAUUGGGCUACGGCCGCCGACUCCUCAUCAACUUCAGCCCCCCUUCUAUGGUGGUGCACAAGGCUGACAAUGUGAACGACUUCUCCCACGAGUUGCCCCAUUUACGUCAGGAGACCUAUGAUAAUCAGAGUCGAGCAGUUGAGGAUGGACACUCCGCAAAUCAAAAUCACCAUCACCAUGAUAUGGUUAUGGAUAACCCCCUGAACCAGCUGUCCACCCUGGCAGGCCAGUUGGCCAGCCUCCCUUCAGAGUCCCAGGCCCAGACUCAACCACCCAUGUCUCCAGGAGCAGAGUCUAUCGUCGACGAGAAGCCCUUCCUCAUCCAGCAGCCGCACCCUGCCACAGCUCCCGUGGCCAGCAUGGUCCAUGCCUCAUCCUCUUCCCCAAUCACCCCAGAGCCGCGGGCUCCUCCUCACAGCAAUUGCAGCCCUGGAGGGGGGCCCUGCAGCGAGCACAGUGGACGCACCAGCACCCCUAGUAUCUCCAACAGCCAACCCAGUACGCCGGCUCCAGGCCUUUCCGCUCCACUCCAGGACCCCCACAUGCUGCAUCACUGCCAGCACUGUGACAUCUACUUCCCCGACAACAUCCUUUACACCAUCCACAUGGGUUGCCAUGGUUACGAGAACCCAUUCCAGUGCAACAUCUGCGGCCACAAGUGCAAGAGCAAGUAUGACUUUGCCUGCCACUUUGCCCGCGGGCAGCACAAGUAACGGACGGAUAAGGAAAUCUUUGAAAGAACUUUUAACGGACAACUUUGUUUUAUUAAUUCUAUAGUAAUUUUAUUUAUUGGUCUUUUACUUGGCCUUGAUGUAGCCUAGCCUUUGAAAGUUGUACUUAUACAGGAAAAUGUCAACAUUCAGAUGGUUUGUAUGGUGCCCAUUCAAGUGUAUUAUAAAGGGAUGAUCAGUGUUUUCAACAGGUUGAGAAUUUAUUUGUGGUGGGGGAGUUACACUCACAUGCUGUCAUAAAUCAGAAAAACUACUUACUUAACCUUAUUUAAUGUCGUAGAUUACCAAAUUCACAAUCUUCCUUGAAAUUUGUUUGUUAUUUGGGUUUGGUUUUUAAUAAGCAGAGCUCAAAAACAUAAGGCUGUUGUUGGAGGCUGAUGUUGGAGUUUUCCCCUAGAAACACAAAUGUAACUGACUGGCAAACUUUCAAAUGCAAUACCAUGCAGCACUAACUAAAAUUUAAAACUUUCACUGUUCCUAUCUAAAGCAAAUGUAGAUGGGUAAAAUUGUAUGCAUUUUAAAUGGCCACAAAUCAGACUGAGGAUGAAUAAAAACCAGUGGCCAGUGGAAGGAAAUCAUCAGAAAACUAAAACCAACGUAUUAAUAAAUAAAGCGAUAACACUGCUGCUGAGGGCAGAAUACAUACUAUACGAUUGCAGUUACCAAAUGUAAACAGAAAAAACAUAUAUGACUGUAGCUCACCUGUGCCUGCCAUCACAGUUAAGGGGGGAAGGGCUUACUCUCAACAGCAUGUCUCUUUUUAUAAUAAUACAACAUGCAAACAAAAAGAAAAAAGAAAAGCCUUUUCUAGGGUAACUGAGUGGGCAGCCCAAAUAAAUUCUCAACACUCCUGGAGCUUUAUCAAAUGAUUGCUCUGGUGAUACUAACACAGGAGUGAAACUGUUGGCCUAGAGAAAACUCUUACUUAAGCCUUGUUGAAAUUAUUUCAGUGCUUGGUGCAUUACUACUAUUUCUUUGCAGUGCCUGACAUAGUCACUUUCUUGUGUGUCCAAGAUAGAGAGGACUGUUAUUUUGAAGAUUAAUGGAUAUUAUUACAAUAUCCUCUUCUUACUGUAAUGGGUAGGCCCAGAACCUUAGAAAAAAAAAAAAGUUUGGCCAUUGUAGUUUUCAAUGGUAGCCAUGAUUUUUAUUUUGCCAAAAUUCUGCUCCAUGAAUGCUGCUAAGAAACUUUGGGAUCAAAACUAUAUGGAUGGUAUCCACUGUAAAACCUGGCCAAACUUUGUAUCAGUGGUUUUUGGUCAGCCAGCUCAGUUGUUAAACUAGAUUUUGUAGAAGUCGUGUUGUUCUGACGUCCCUCCACACAGUGCCCUUCUUUGACCAGCAUCAUGGUAACUUCACUCGUUUUGUUAAAAGGGUUUUGCAUAAUCCUUUUAAUUGUGUCACAUUCUGAUCUUUUGAUAUUGUAUGAAGUCACUUUGAUAUCCAGUGUCUCCAUGUUUAGGACAGAAUCAAGUCUUGUGUCUCAUGUGAACAGUUUUUCAGAAUUGCCACGUCGCACUGGGGAUGCCACGUUUGAGCCUUUGUGAUAACAAACACUGAGAUUCUGCAUUUAUCAUAUGGAUCCCAGUGCUUUUCUGAAUAUUUACUGAGUAUUGUAUUCUGAGUGGUUGGAUAGAUGUUCAGUGUCAAAAAAGCAAAACCAUGUUGCAGUAAGACUGCUACUUUAUCAAGAUUGUUCUUUGUCUUGGGUACUGUUGUCUGUUGCUUAGCAACAUGCGUGAAGAACAUAGUUACUGUUUAUAGGACCACCUCCUUGUCACCAUGCUAACCAGUAAUAGGGGCAUCCAGUAAUGACUGCCUUAUGUUCUCAGUGUGUCGUAGGUUCCUAGGUAAUGGUGAAUGUUGAAGCCUUCCGGCGAUCACUCUCUCCCUCUGGGAUGGCAAAUCAUUUUAUUGUGACAUGAAUUAAUCUAACUAAUUUAUAAGUAAAGUGUUUUCUAACUGA